AUGGCCCCCUGCCGCAUCAAAGCAAUACUCGUGUGUAACCCCCACAACCCAUGCGGUCAUAUCUACCCCACGAAGGUAAUCCAGGCCCUGCUCCAAUUCGCCGGACAGCACGAUCUGUACUACAUCUCCGACGAGAUCUACGCCCUCUCCACGCUCGACGAGCGGACGCCUUUCACCUCGGUCCUUAACAUCGAUGUGUCCGCCCUGGGUAUCAGCAAAGAUCUAGGAAGUAGCGGGCUGCGCCUGGGCUUCGGCAUCACCCAAGCACACCCGGACCUGCGGCUCUCCCUCGCCAUCUCGAACCAUUCCCGCGUCUCGACAUUCACCUCGCUGGUCAUCACUGCGCUGCUCCGCGACCCCGCGGACAUCGAUACAAUCUUGCAUCAGAAUCGAGUCGCGCUGCAGCGUAGCGCCCGGCUGAUUUGCGACUUUCUCACUUUCCACCAGAUUCCCUUUGUGCCGCCGGCCGCUGGGGUGUAUAUCUGGGCGCGACUUGGAUGCAGAUCGUCUUCACGGCCGGGUAGUGAGCCAAGCUGGGAGGACGAGGCCCGUCUGAAUGAUCGAUUCGAGGCGGUGGGCGUGUCGGUAGGUGCGGGACAAGGGUAUUGUGCUAGCGAGCCGGGAUGGUUUCGGAUUACGUUUGCUCUUCCCCGGGAAGAACUUGUGAAGGGCUGCAGCGGAUCGAAGAGGUGGUUGGAAUGGAGGGGAGGAGAUGGACGGAUUCCAAGGCCGCUUGAUGGUGUGUUGAUAUAG
This is a messenger RNA of Aspergillus viridinutans, 753 nucleotides long. Its product is annotated as pyridoxal phosphate-dependent aminotransferase. The transcript is spliced from 4 exons. Gene Ontology annotation, biological process: amino acid metabolic process; biosynthetic process. Gene Ontology annotation, molecular function: transaminase activity; pyridoxal phosphate binding. The record is from RefSeq and is a predicted model, not a curated record. Bases 1 to 753 code for a protein of 250 amino acids. Lineage: Eukaryota; Fungi; Ascomycota; Eurotiomycetes; Eurotiales; Aspergillaceae.